This is a messenger RNA of Parasteatoda tepidariorum (common house spider), 1199 nucleotides long. Lineage: Eukaryota; Metazoa; Arthropoda; Arachnida; Araneae; Theridiidae. The record is from RefSeq and is a predicted model, not a curated record.
AUGCUUGAUUUACAAACUUUUUUUCUUAAACAGUUAGUGAAUUUGUUAUUGAUUCUCGAAUGACGUUCUACUGGUAUGACAGUCGCCUCAUGACUCCCGAGUGCCGAGACGAAAAGAAAGAUUGUGACGACAGUUUCGACUUGAAGAAAAGAUUCGAUGAGCUAUGGACACCAGAUCUUUACAUUCUGAACUCAAGACUGGCAAGACAGCACGAUCAGCCUCUAAGAAAUGGGAUGGUAUACUUGCAUGCCACAGGAAGAGUCCUUCUCAGCAAAAGAUUAUCCGUAACUUUGAGAUGUCCCAUGAACUUAAUUCACUAUCCUCUGGAUACACAAAAGUGCCCAUUAUUGAUUUGCCCUUAUUCACUAACAGAGGAGGAACUUAUUUUGCGAUGGUCAAAAAAUGGUGUUGGGAUUUUAGAUCAUGAAGACGAUGGUCAACACAAGUUUAUUCUGCAACGACCCGUAAGGUUUGGAUCUUGGAAACUUUCUUAUGAAGGACCAGAUGUUUCAGGUUCAUUCUCUUGCGUUAACGCAACGUUUACAUUGAAACGCAACAAUGGAUAUCACAUCGGAUACUCAUACUCCAUAACAGGCUUCAUCGUCAUUGUCUCAUGGCUUGCUUUCUGGCUACCAGUCAACGCAAUUCCAGCUCGUGUGACCCUUGGGGUGACCACCCUUCUUACGUUGCUGACUACAGCGAAUUUCGUUCGAACUUCUCUGCCACCCAUCCCUUAUGUGACUGCCAUUGAUGUCUGGGUCGGGGUUUGUACCCUGUUUGUUCUUCUGGCCCUCUUACUUUUUCCCAUAGCGCACCAUUUUUCAACAAAGAGUAUGGAGAAGACAGACCAGAAAGGAACCAAGAUAAUGGUGCAUAGCCGAAUUGAUCCCUUAAAUCUCAAGUGUAUCAAAUGUGGAGGAAAUAAAAGUGCUUCUAACGCUCUAAGCUCCAAAGAAAGUUUAAAUGUGGACAAAUUGUGUAAACAAUUGUUUCCAGUUUUAUUUUUCGUGUUCAACACAAUAUACUGGUGGUAUUAUUUAACGCAAAACUAGAUAUUUACUUGAUAACACCAACUAUGCAGUUUUUUAAAAAAAAAGAUUAAAUUCUAUUCUUGGUAUAAGAGUUAUUUUAGCUGGCUUUUGUACUUUUGAAGUAAAUUAAAUUAAGGUUAUGUAAAUAAAUAAAAACGUUUCUUUACG